Mauremys mutica (yellowpond turtle) is the source of this 2651-nucleotide messenger RNA. RefSeq names its product DBF4 zinc finger (gene DBF4). NCBI's taxonomy places the organism in Eukaryota, Metazoa, Chordata, Testudines, Geoemydidae. The record is from RefSeq and is a predicted model, not a curated record. Bases 187 to 2322 code for a protein of 711 amino acids. Gene Ontology annotation, molecular function: nucleic acid binding; zinc ion binding; protein serine/threonine kinase activator activity. Gene Ontology annotation, cellular component: nucleus; Dbf4-dependent protein kinase complex. Gene Ontology annotation, biological process: positive regulation of nuclear cell cycle DNA replication; regulation of cell cycle phase transition. The transcript is spliced from 13 exons.
CGCAGGGAAGGAAGGAGGCCAGGGUAGUAGGCCCCUGUUGAGGUCGGACUCGUGAGGCGGGAAAGCGCCGAGAGAGCUACAGGCGGGGUGAGAGCCCUUCGGUCACGGUGGCCGGGGCUCGGCCUUAGAGCCCACGGUCAUAACCCUCGAAGGAAGGUGGGCAGAAAAAUGUGACUCACCAGGAAAAUGAAACCAAGUGCUAUGAAGAUUAGCAACAAAGGACAAGUUACACCAGGUGGAACGCAAGGAAAAACAGAAAAAAAUAAACCUUCUCUGAAAACUUUGAAAAAAGAUACCACAAAGACAGAGAAAUCUAAAUAUAAGCCACUUACUGGGAAGGUGUUUUAUCUUGAUAUUCCAUCUAAUGUGAUCUCUGAAAAAUUAGAGAAGGAUCUUAAUGAACUUGGAGGGAGAGUGGAAGGAUUUCUUAGCAAAGAUAUCAGCUAUCUGAUUUCUAAUAAAAAGGAAGCAAAAUUUGCUCAGGUUCUUGGACAAAUUUCUCCAGUCCCAAGCCCAGGAUCUGCACAUACGGGCGGAAAUAGUUCACCUCAUCCCAGUAGCAGAAGAGAUCGACAUGAUGGGAAUUCAUUUAAGAUGGUGGAUACAGUACGUUUGAGUAGAGGAAAAUCUUUAGUUGAAAAAGCUAUCAAAGAACAGGAAUUAAUCCCUUCAGGUAGUAUACUAUCCAAUGCCUUGAGUUGGGGAGUGAAAAUACUUCAUGUUGAUGAUAUUAAAAAUUAUCUUGAGCAAAAGAAAAAGGAGCUCUACCUGAUCAAGAAAGCAAGCAUUUCAAUCAAAGACGUGGGGAAACGAUGUGGUGGUCAGAAAUCAAAAAGUCGGCUGAAAAAUCCAUUUGUGAAGGUGGAAGACAGAAGCUGCCGUUACAGACCAUUUUAUCUGCAAUUAUCCAGCUUUCCUGUUCUCAACUAUUCUGCUCCAAAACCUUAUAGUCCAUUUGAUGUAGAUAAGAAGAAUGCUAGUGGCCAAAAGCAAACUCAGUCUAAACAAAGAAACAAAACAAAUAGUGACAAAGACUGUGGUGGUCCAGUUCAACUUCCUCUAAAGGAUAAGAAAAAGAAAGGGUAUUGUGAAUGUUGUAUGAAGAAAUAUGACGAUCUGCAAACUCAUCUUGAAAGUGAACAGCACCAAAACUUUGCACAGAGCACCCAAUAUCAAGUUGUGGAUGAUAUAAUAUCCAAAUUUGUUUAUGACUUUGUGGAGUACAGAGAUGAUACACAAAAAAUGAAGAGGACAAAAUAUAGUAUGGGAUACUUUUCUCCUGUUACUGGAAAUAUAACUAAAGCAGAUGAGCUGAAAGAACGAGUAAAAAGACAACACAUUUCAUUCAAGUGUUAUUCUUGGAAAGAUACUACAGUGCAGGCACUAAAACAGGACCAUCAGCAUACAAAAGUAUCCCAGAGUUCGGUACAAAAACAUAACUCCACUUCUGAACAUCUAUAUUCUAUUCUUCCUUGCCAUCCAUCAUGUCCUUCCGAAGUAGUAAGUAAAUUCAGAUGUAAUGCUGAAAAUGGUAAAAUAGAAGGUUCCUGUGCUUUAAAUCUAAAAGAGACUGGUUUAUCGCCAAACUUCAUACAGCUACCUCCCCAGAAAGACAACAAAACAUACCUCGAGAACUUAUCUGAAUUUUAUGGGCAUUCUAAUAAUGAAGUAUUUGAACCUGAAGAAAAUUUAAAUAGAAAGAAUUUACAAGGAGUGCAAACAAAGUUAUAUACUCAUGGUCUAGCCACUGAUAGUAAUGAAAAAGACAAAAAUACCUCACAGCCAAAACGAAAAUUAAAUGAUUCAUUUGUUCUACCAGCAAAAUGUUUGAAGAAAACAGAUGCCAGUUCAUCAUUUAACAAAAAGCAAUUAGAUUUUGGUAUGGAUAAUGAUCCACAGAGAGAGCACCAUAUAGUUCUGAAGACCGAGACGCUACCACAUUGUCUUUCUACAAGCAAAGCAACUAGUGAAUUGGCUGUCAAUAGUGCACCCAGCUCACCUUCUGGAAAGCUGCACAGAAAAGUAAAACUUUCCUUAGGAAAAAAUAAAAGAGGAAACCGGAAACAGAUUAUGGAGUUAUGUGUAAAGCAAACUGAUGAUGUAUCUGUUAUUGAAGAAAAGAAAAAUGCAUGUUGCUCCCCAAUGCAGACUCUGGUGGAAUUAUUUCAGACAAGUGACAUAAAUUCAGAUUUUGGGGGUUUUACAAGUUAUCCUGAGAGAAAAGAUUCAAGUUGCCUGAAAGAUAUUUGGGAAGGACAAAAUGCAAGUUCUCUGUGGUCAUUAUUUUCCUCUUCCUCCUCAACCCCAUUUAUCGGAUUUUAAUGCUGCUUUAUUUAAAACAGUGACACUUGAAUAAAUUUGCAAACUGAUGAGGAUUUUAUUCAUGGAAAUUAAUUCUUGUAUUCUAAGUUAUGUGUUCAAGUUUUGGUAUAUCAAAUAUACAUGCAAAAACAUAUGUGUAAAUCUGAAAAAUAAAGAUAAUCCUGGCAUGCUUUUCUAAAAUAACAAACACUUUUUAAUCACAGCUGAUAAAUAGGUUAUGUCCUAAGAUGCAGUGUGUUUAACUCCAGCUUCUAGGCAAGAUCUAUAUAUAUCAUGUAUCUUAUUGUGAAUUUCAGACAAUAAAAAACCAAUUUAUUUGUUUAUAUACA